AUGUCGGGCAUAGAAAGCCUGCGUUACCUUACUCCCUCGUCUUCCUAUAAGGCGAAACCAGACCGGAGCAAAGAUUCGCUUGACUCCCAGAAGAGAUUCUCUUCUCACAGGUGUUCUUCCCCUCCGUCGGACUGCCACGCCAGCAAGGCGGUGAGACGGAUCUUGGCCCUCUGCUCCAUCUCCUUGUUCUCCUUGCUGGGAAACACCGCUCUGGACCUAAGCCCCAUUCUGGAGUCCCGGAGGCAGGUGGAGAAGGCCAUCAGCAACCUCUCUUCAUGCCAGAGUUUCCUGGCGCUUUCCAUGUUCAACCUCCUUGUCCAAGAACCAAAUUGGCAAGGAGGAAGAGGAGGAGACAUGGUCGAGGAGGACUCUCGGCUGGAAGACACGCUGGAGAGCUGGGUUGCUCUCUGCAAAGAAUCCUGGUGCAAUAAUCAUUUCAGCUGCCCGACUUACAUCACCUCCAUCAGGGAGAUCAACGGCACUGCUGGGAUGGCAUUCCUACCGUUGACCAUGAUUGCAAGAAUCUUGGAGAUCCUCCAGGAGCUUGAGGAGGGAGAGGCCCCAAAGAGGAGGUCAAAUCCAGACUGGUUAGAUGUGGUCUUUCUCAGGCUUCUCCUGAGAGCCAAAGGCGACAUGCUACGGGCUCCAGAAAUGUCCCGCGAUCCUGAAGAGGCCCAAGCUUUGUGGCACCGGCUAUCUGCUCUUCUUCUUUCUUCUGUUUUCAUCUCAGAAAGCACCCAAGAAUGUUGGGCUGAGCAUCUUAACUUCUCCAUCCUGGCCACCCACCAGGAAGGACUCCACCCGGUCACUCCUCCCUCAGGAUUUCAACCACUGUCCCCUCCUUUGAUGGAUGGAUUUGACGUCCUCCAGAGAUGCUUGCUUCAGAAAAGCCGGGAGGAGCUACAGAAGAAAUCGAAGGAUAUCGUCUCCCUGGUCAGCCUCAAAAUCAGCCUCUUGGUGGUCACCAGUCUUAUCUACCCGGCUGUCCUUUUUUCCUUCAAAGAGAUGACCGAAUGGAUCCAAAAUUAUGCCAGGACCCUCAAGGAACGAACGGAGGAUCUGAAACAGGAAAGACAAAUAGCUGAAGACCUUCUUCAUCAAAUGCUGCCCAAAUCCGUGGCCAAACAGCUACGGAAACACAAGCACGUAGAGGCAGAAAAUUAUGACCAGGUGACCAUCUUCUUUUCGGACAUUGUGGGUUUCACCACCAUCGCGGCCUCGUGCACCCCGCUGCAGGUGGUGGAAAUGCUCAACAACCUCUACAUCUGCUUUGACACCAGGAUCGACUCCUACGACGUCUACAAGGUGGAAACCAUCGGAGACGCCUACAUGGUCGUGAGCGGCCUGCCUGAGAGGAACGGCACCAGGCACGCCCAUGAGAUCGCCAAGAUGGCCCUGGAUCUGGUAGCAGCGGUCCGGCAGGUUGCGAUUCCCCACCUGCCAACCAGCAAGCUGCAGUUACGGGCUGGGAUUCACACAGGGCCCUGUGUGGCUGGCAUUGUCGGGCACAAAAUGCCCCGGUAUUGUCUCUUUGGUGACACGGUGAACACCGCCUCUCGCAUGGAGUCAAGCAGUCUGCCUCAGAAAAUACACAUCAGCUCAGUCACCUACCAAGCUCUGCUUGAAGAUGACGCCUACGAAAUUGAGCUCAGAGGAGAAAUUGAGGUGAAGGGCAAAGGGAAAAUGAAAACUUACUGGUUGCUAGGAAAUAAGAACUACAGCGUCCAAAAUGACAGCCUUGUUUGCCACUGGAACCCGGGGAUGUCUCAGAGAAAGAAGGCAGGGCAGAGCUCACCUUCCGGGCAGGAGAAGAGUCCAGGUAGCGAGAGACUCCCCGUCGCUUCUCAACCUGUUAUCCAGGUUGGGGUGCAGCCAGCCUCACCCGCUGGAAGGGAGCAAGACUUCCUGGUGUCCCUAGAGAGGCUCAAGACCCUCCCUCUUCAUCCAGCCGACCCCUCGCCGUUCCGUUCAGAUGGUGAGAAGAAGCCUUCGCUGCCGGGGAUGGUGAAGGACGUCGAAGUGGGGAUGCCCGAGGGAUUUUCCCACGGCACCCGAGGUUUUUAG
Pseudonaja textilis is the source of this 2064-nucleotide messenger RNA. NCBI's taxonomy places the organism in Eukaryota, Metazoa, Chordata, Lepidosauria, Squamata, Elapidae. The record is from RefSeq and is a predicted model, not a curated record.